Molecule: messenger RNA, 1310 nt
Organism: Coffea eugenioides
Lineage: Eukaryota; Viridiplantae; Streptophyta; Magnoliopsida; Gentianales; Rubiaceae
Product: DNA replication complex GINS protein PSF2-like
Exons: 8
Coding region: 209-844 (211 amino acids)
Biological process (GO): double-strand break repair via break-induced replication; DNA replication
Cellular component (GO): GINS complex; nucleus
Source: RefSeq, a predicted model, not a curated record
UGCAAAAACCGACUUCACUAAAGGAAAAUUCCCUUUUAGUCCCUAAAUCAGUUUCCCGCCAUCUCCAAAUUAGGGCUCACUUUCACUACGCUGAUUUUAUUAUCGUCCUCAACCCUCACCUGCCAUUCUCUUAGAAAUCGUCAAAUUUUCCUUCCCUACUCUAUACUGGAAAACAAUUCACCCCAAAAUCUUCUUUUAUCUUAUUGAAAUGGCCAGCCAAGCCGAUGCUCAUGCAGCCACAUUCUCUGCUGCCGAGUUGGAGUUUCUAGCGGAAGAUGAGCUGAUUGAGAUUGUACCAAAUAUGAGGAUGGAUCCUCUCAACCUCAUCUGCGGAGAUUUUGGCCCAUUUAGACCACAAAUAGCUACUCAGGUGCCUGUUUGGUUAGCUGUGGCUUUGAAGAGGAGAGGGAAAUGCACAAUUAGACCUCCUGACUGGAUGUCUGUUGAAAAGUUGACACAAGUUUUGGAAGCAGAGAGAGAUGCUGAAAAGUUUCAGCCAUUACCAUUCCAUUAUGUAGAAAUCUCAAGGCUUCUUUUUGAUCAUGCACGUGAUGACAUUCCUGACAUAUACAUGGUAAGGUCAUUGAUUGAGGACAUCAAAGAUGUGCGGUUUCACAAAAUUGGAACUGGCUUAGAGAUAAUAUCAAGGGAGCGAACAUAUGCAUUGAGGCUGAAAAAUCUGUCAGCAAUGGAAGCAAAUAUAGUGCGGCCAUUUGUGACAAGGGCUCUUCAGACAUUUUAUAAGCUCAGUAGUCCUGAUAUGAUUCAGGAUUCAGACAGCGUGUCAAACAGACAGCCUCAAACGGCCAACCGUGGGCCAAGGCGUCAAUUGAAAGAUAGAUGAUCGUACCCCCAGUGGUAUUUUCAAUUGGCUUAGCAACCACCUCAACAUUUGUUGCUGAAGUAACUACAUUCAGAAUGCUAGCUGGAGGUACUGCUGUGGUUGAGUAAACUACCCAAUGUUGCUGUUGUCGAUCCCUUUUCAUGUUGAAAAAGCAUUGAGAAGUUCACUGAAAGGAAUGUGGCAUUUGUUUGGGUUUCUUAUCUAUAAAAACUGAACACAUAGAUAAACUCAGCGUUGAAGCUUCUGCUCUCUCUUUUUCAAUUAACUAGCGGUCAUCAUUGCUUUUUAUGGCUGUUAGUUUAUUGCGACAUGAGGAAUGGCAUGGAUCAGAUGUUUUGUUGGUCAUAUUGUAAGCAGCUGAAGGCCAUUAGCCUGAAUAAAAAUAACUUAGUUUACGUGUUAUGUUUUAAAUGAUAAGGAGAUGGAGUGUACUUGUUUCUUAUGAUGCUGCAGCACACUCUAUGAA